Pieris macdunnoughi is the source of this 3063-nucleotide messenger RNA. The record is from the annotation of a GenBank genome assembly. NCBI's taxonomy places the organism in Eukaryota, Metazoa, Arthropoda, Insecta, Lepidoptera, Pieridae.
AUGGCUCAAAGUUCAGUAGAUUCUGAUAGAUUAUCAUCAGCUGGAAUUUCCACACACAGUUCAGGAACUGCUGGUCCUGUGGGUGGAUCUGUGGUUGGUGUAAGAGCUGGAGAUCAAGGGCAUAAAAGAGAGGAUGAAGAUGAUUAUUUAGGACCAUUACCUCCAAUGUGGGAAAAGGCUUUUACACCUUCAGGAGAGAGGUAUUUUAUAGACUACAACACUGGUACAUCACACUGGCUAGACCCCCGUCUUGCUAGAGUAAGGAAGCAUUCUUUAGGAGAAUGCGGUGAAGAUGAACUUCCAUAUGGGUGGGAACGGGUCACAGAUGAAAGAUAUGGAUCAUAUUAUGUAGACCACAUCAACAGACGGACUCAGUAUGAGAAUCCAGUGCUUCAAGCUAGGCGAUUAAGAGCUGAGAAGUUAGUAGCUGAAAACAACAACAAUAAUCAAUCAAAUGGUACUACGCCCACUGGGGAGUUACGUGGCGAAAGAUUCUCACUUACUCUUACUAAAGGAACACAGGGUCUGGGCUUCACUUUGAUUGGUGCUGAAGGAUCUCCAGAGACUGAAGGAUAUCUCCAAAUAAGGAGCAUUGUACCACACAGUCCAGCCUGGAUAGAUGGUGCGUUAAGGCCCGGUGACGUAAUAGUAGGCGUGGGCAAUCGCGGUGUGCGUGGAUUGUCGCACGCGCAGGUCGCACAGAUUUUCCAGGGGAUAGCGGCCGGAAGUGACGUCGCAUUGCAUUUUGUUAGAGGAUAUCCUCUAUCAUUUGACUCUGAAGACCCCAACACUAGAGUGCUUAGUACAUUAGCAGUAGAUGCUAGCAGUGAUGCAGUGGCCAUGCAGCAAUUAACUAGGGCUUUGCGGACGAGGUUUAACUUAGACUCCCCUAACGAUCAAAGUCGCGACGAAACAGAUAACUCAUGUGAAGUCAAUCCAACUCAACGCCGGCUUUUAUCCCGUAGUUUUGACCUGGAUGAAAUUCCUGCAACGGAAGCGAACUCACUACCACCACGAUGCCCAUCUGCUGACCAUUUACUCACUUUGGCUACUGAUCACCAACACCGUAGUGUGACCAAUGAACCCGGGCGAGAGCUUGUAUUGACAUUGAGGCGUGGUGCAGCUGGAUUUGGUUUCACCAUAGCUGAUAGUGUCCAUGGACAGAAAGUCAAAAAGGUGUUAGAUCUCGGCAGAUGCGCGGGAUUGCGGGAAGGUGACUUACUUCUUCAAAUUGGAGACACAGAUGUACGUCAUGUUCCACAUCAACGUGUUGUGCAGGUGCUAAAAGAAUGCCCAGCGAUGUCAGAAACCACACUGCGAGUGUGGAGAAAGAAUACAAUAACACGAGCACCCAGAAGUCGAUCUGCUACAAGAGUUCAACCAGCUAAUACAAUCGCAGUGAAUUCUCAGCUCGGUAGAAGUAAAACCCCAACAGCUGAACAGCUUCGAUCACCUGCCGUUGCAGCUGACACACGCCGGCAAAAUGAAAUGAAUUCAGUUGAAGCUACCUACGCGGUGCCUGAACACAAAUCACGCGAAACCCGCGAAAGCAUCAUGGAAAGACGGCGCAGAAGUUCGACGCCUGGGGCCAGACUUACCCUGCCGGUAGUCACGCCUUGGAGUGAACAAACAGACAACUGGACCGAACGAGAGACCUGGAUAGAUAAUUCCAAUAAUAUACGAAAUUGGGCUGAAAACGCACAAAAGUGGGACGGUGCGAGCCAAAAGUGGGACGGGUCGAGUCAAAAGUGGGACGGCUCGAGCCAAAAGUGGGACGGGUCAAGUCAAAAAUGGGAUGGAUCCAGCCAAAAGUGGGACGGGGAAGGUACUAGUAAUGGGAAUUGGGAGGGUAACGGUGAGAGGUGGAAUAACAACUGGGGCGAAGUACCUACACCAACAGUUCACGUUGAUAUGAACGCUGCCUACUGGAGGGGAAAUGCGAGUGUGGCAGAUAGUAGCGAUAAUGGAGGUUUUCCCGAAGAUGGCUUACUUCACUCUCCAACAACAGCAGCUAUCGGUGGUAUGUCCCGGCAGUCACCGUCUACUAGUCGCCUUAGACCACACUCACCAGCUAACUCUACAGGUCGACUACGCAGUAAUUCACCAUCGAACACCAGCGCAACAGACAGACUUCUCAACACAUCACCUUCAACGAGACUUCAAAGUCAAUCUCCUUCAAAUAACUCUUCUAACGGAAGAUUGAAGGGGUCACCACUCAGGCUCCGCGAUCCAUCUCCAUCUCGUCACAUCCACUCGCCCGUUUCACACAGAUCAGCGUCCUGCUUCGACGCCGACAUGCAGCAAUCUGGAUAUGUCGCUAAUUAUCCCCAGGUCGAAGCUGGAGGCUCAACUGACCCCGAAGCAGAUGUCCUUGUACGUCUAGCUCGCGGCAGUGCAGGGUUUGGAUUCCGUAUUGUUGGUGGCACCGAAGACGGCAGCCGCGUAGCGGUGGGUUAUGUUGUACCAGGUGGUCCAGCCGACGGACUUCUACGCCCGGGAGAUCUGUUGACAUCAGUAGAUGGAAUUCCUCUAAGUGGCGCUACACAUGCGCGAGCGGUGGCCUAUGUAUGCCAGGCUGCGUCUAGAGGACAUGUGACAUUAGGCGUGAGACACAACAGAGCGGAUAUUCAGCCUUUGGGAAUUCCAGCUGUAGUACCUGCUCAUCAACACCAGCCGUUGCUUCCGGCUGAACCUCCGGUGGCUCACGUACCAGCUUCUUAUAAUAUUCUUCACCCAGCACCCAUGUACCCACCGGCUGCACCUAUGUACGGCGUCCAAUAUGAGGCAGGCGGUGGUUGGACAGUGCCGUAUGACGUCACAGUGACGAGAAACGAAGGAGAGGGCUUUGGAUUCGUCGUUAUUUCAUCUACCAAUAAAGCAACAAGUACAAUAGGUCAACUAAUCGCCAAUUCUCCAGCGGCUCGCUGCGGUCUCCUUCACGUUGGAGACACUAUAGUGGCUAUCAACCACUUACCGGUCCGUAACCUGCCUCACCCCGAAGUAGUGGCCCUCAUUAAGAGAUCAGGCACCACUGUCACCCUCACGGUAUUACCACCGGACUGA